This is a messenger RNA of Harmonia axyridis, 2293 nucleotides long. It is a transcript of the gene mri, whose product is annotated as BTB/POZ domain-containing protein 10. Gene Ontology annotation, cellular component: cytoplasm. Bases 145 to 1464 code for a protein of 439 amino acids. Gene Ontology annotation, molecular function: protein binding. The record is from RefSeq and is a predicted model, not a curated record. The transcript has 5 exons. Gene Ontology annotation, biological process: positive regulation of phosphorylation. Lineage: Eukaryota; Metazoa; Arthropoda; Insecta; Coleoptera; Coccinellidae.
AUAGGUGAUGGGUGAACGAACCUUAGAUUAUUUACAAAUAAUCUAAGGAACGAACAGACAACAAAGUAAUCUUUCAUUUUGUGUCAAUUUUACUUUUUAUUAGAAGGGUAAAUUGAAAAUUUAUUCUGUGCGUUGUUGUGCUAUAUGUACUGGACCUUUUCGAAUUGUGCGGAAUUUUUGUUCGUGAUUUUAAAUAAUUGUUUGUUAUCCCCAAUAGAAAUGGCAGGUGCUAACGAUCGUCAUCAGUUUCCGAACAAUGAAACCAGCAGCGAUACAGAAGAUUACGCAGAUGAUCGAAGGAGAAGAGUUUUCAAAAACCGAAUGAGUUAUGGAUCAUGUUCGAAGCCGAAACCAUGUCUCGUGCAACGGUCUGCUUCGCUUACGGACCCACGCUGCCUGACUUUGUCAUCCGCACCUAAGCAAUGCCAUAAUGCUUCUCGCAAUAGGAGUCGCGGCUCCCUUACAUCUCCCGGAGCCUCCAAGACGUCGUCCAGCGUCCAGAACGCCGCCGGUGCAGCAGCCGCCGCCCCCAGCGAGGAGAGGGUCACCCUGGUCGUCGACAGCACCAGGUUCGUCAUUGAUCCCUCGCUGUUCGUCGCCCACCCGAACACGAUGCUGGGUAGGAUGUUCAGUUCCGGUUUGGAGUACACUCACCCGAACGAGAGGGGCGAAUUCGAGGUGGCCGACGGCAUAUCGGCCACCAUCUUCAGGGCCAUAUUGGACUUCUACAAGAGCGGCGUCAUCAAAUGCCCGCCGUCGGUUUCCGUGCAGGAACUGAGAGAAGCUUGCGAUUACCUUCUAGUGCCUUUCGAUGCUAACACUGUACGAUGCCAAAAUUUACGUGGACUCCUUCAUGAACUUUCCAAUGAGGGUGCACGUAGUCAGUUUGAAGAAUUUCUAGAGCUGCUGAUUCUUCCUCUGAUGGUCAACUCUGCACAAAAAGGAGAUAGAGAAUGCCAUGUAGUGGUUCUACUGGACGAUGAUACUGUAGACUGGGACGAAAAAUAUCCACCCCAAAUGGGCGAGGAAUAUAGUCAGACUGUAAAUAGCACUGCCAUGUAUAGGUUCUUCAAAUAUAUAGAAAAUAGGGAUGUCGCCAAACAAGUACUCAAAGAUAGGGGAUUGAAAAAAAUUAGAUUAGGAAUUGAAGGUUAUCCCACAUACAAGGAGAAAGUUAAAAGAAGACCUGGAGGCAGAUCAGAAGUUAUAUAUAAUUAUGUACAACGCCCUUUCAUCCACAUGUCUUGGGAGAAGGAAGAAGCAAAAAGUCGUCACGUGGACUUCCAAUGCGUCAAAUCUAAGAGCGUGACUAAUUUGGCCGAAGCUGCAGCUGAUCCGGCUUUCGAUCUCGAUGCAGGUGGUAACCCGAUAAUAGCACCGAUUCCUCCAGAUCCCGCUUCCUACAUGCUACAGGGUGAUCCCGAAGAGGGCGAAUUAGCUAAUGUUCAGAACGAACCCAACUGAACCAUAUAACUGAGAUCUUUGGAUUUCUGACUCAUGAUAAUUGAGCGAACAACAAAAUUUGAGCUUUUUCUGUUGAUGCCAUUCAAGUCUAAUAAACAACUUGACAAACAUUCAAAUAUCUCAAACUUGUUAUCAUCAUCUAGAAAGUUCAAAAUGUGCGUGUAGGAAAAUUGAAUAUCUUAUUUCACUUCUUUGAUGUCAUCGAAUGAAUUGAAGUUGUGUUUUCUCUUUUAAUCCUUGUUUGUUGGAUUAAAAUUGUAGAUGAGUUUUAUCGAAGAAGAUUCUAAUUCAGUGAUUGAUUUUAUUUCCAGAUUCAAGAGUCCUCAUUUUGCUUUUAUAAUAUAGCUUAUUUUUAUAUAAAUAUUUCUUAUUUAUUGUAAACGUUUAUUUCCUCAUCCAAAUGAAGGAUAAGAAUAGAUAGAUCAAGACUGAGAUAUUUCUAAAACAUUUUCAAAUCAAAAUUUUAUUAUUGCAACGAUGCUCUUCAACGUAAACGGCAAUCGUCACGUAAGGAAAAAACGUUAUGGCCUCUUUGGGCACCGCCUCUAAGUAUGCGAUUAUCAAGAUUCAAGCAACAAGUAUUGUGCGCAGCUAGUUUUAUUAAAGUACGUCCAUAGUGCACAGCCUCUCGCUUUAUGGUUGGAAAUCUGCGUGAUUGUGGCCAGUGGUUUUAAUACACCACUGCUGAUUUGAUCUAGCUACACAGAAGAACACAGCAACUACUGUGCAGGUAAUAAAACAUUCAAUGGAAAAUUCUCCUAUGUUUGAGUUUUUACUGCAAAGGCAAAUUUAGGCUUAAUUAUUAUGGGUUUCAACUUACAAUACCUGA